Aspergillus saccharolyticus JOP 1030-1 is the source of this 3949-nucleotide messenger RNA. Its product is annotated as VID27-domain-containing protein. Gene Ontology annotation, cellular component: nucleus; cytoplasm. NCBI's taxonomy places the organism in Eukaryota, Fungi, Ascomycota, Eurotiomycetes, Eurotiales, Aspergillaceae. The coding region runs from base 185 to 3706 and encodes 1173 amino acids. The record is from RefSeq and is a predicted model, not a curated record. The transcript is spliced from 4 exons.
GAUUGCUCCCACUGUCGCGAGGAUUCCGAUUGUGUGUUGCUUGGAUGAAUUGGACGGGGUUUGGCUUUCACUACGUUGAUUUUGCUAUCUUUUGAUAUUUAUAUUUGGGAAAUAAUCUGAAAAGUCUCUUUCAGUUACUUUAACCCUCAAUUGUGAAAAGAUCUUCUUUUUUCGAAGAAGCACAAUGGAGGAAGAAGGUCGGCCCAGAAAAUUGGUCAAGCUCGACCACGACGAGUCGCAACCACAGCACUCGACACCCGCUACGAUGGCGGACCCAGCGCCGGCGGCAGAGUCCACACCAGCCCCAGCCGAAGCUCACGACGAUGAAAGCACUACCAUACCGAACAAUGGCGCCGCCCUUAACGAACCCACCGACGAAACCGGCGCACCCACCAUCUCGAAGCGCGCCAUGAAGCGCCAACGUCGCCGGGAGCAAUGGGAAGAAGGGCGUGAGCAGCGCAAGGUCAAGCGGAAGGAGCGGAUUCAAGCCCGCAAGGAGCGCCGGCGGGCGGAGCUCGAGGUCGCGAAGCAGGAAGGCCGCGAGGCGGAGUUCCGCAAGGAGCACGAGCGUACCCCCGCGCGGUUCCGGAAGGGCACCCUGCUGCCGCUGACGCUGAUUCUGGACUGCGGGUUCGACGAGCUGAUGAUUGAGAAGGAGCGCAUCUCCCUGGGCUCGCAGCUGACCCGGUCGUACUCGGACAAUAGCCGCGCGCCGUUCCGGUCGCACCUGGUGAUCUCAUCGUUCAACAAGCUGCUGAAGCAGCGGUUCGAUACCGUGCUGGCCAAGACGUAUGAGAAUUGGAAGGGGAUUAGGUUCCUAGAGGAGGACUUUGUAACUGCCGCGGAGAAGGCCAAGGAGUGGAUGGUUGUGCCGGAGGGUGGGCGCUUCGAGGGCGUCUUCGCCGAUAAGACGGAUGCGAAGCCCGAGGAGGGCGAGAUCGUCUACCUGAGCAGCGACAGUCCGCAUACGCUGACGGAGCUCAAGCCGUUCAGCACCUACAUCAUUGGUGGACUGGUGGAUAAGAACCGCCACAAGGGCAUCUGCUACAAACAGGCCGUCGAGAGGGGCAUUAAGACGGCGAAGCUGCCGAUCGGUGACUACAUUCAGAUGGCCUCGCGUCAGGUAUUGGCCACGAACCAUGUGGUGGAGAUCAUGUUGAAGUGGUUGGAGGUGGGUGAUUGGGGCAAGGCUUUUAUGGAAGUCAUUCCCCAGCGUAAGGGUGGCACUUUGAGAGAGUCGGUUGAUGAGUCGGGGGAGCAACAGGAUGAGGAGGCUGAGGAGGGAGAGGGUGAAGAUGAGGCAGCCAUGUUCAUGCUCCGCAACGUGAGCAAGUACCUCUUCGGAGACACUUCCAAGGAAUCUAUCAUCGAAAUUCCUCAGGGUCAACUCUACCUUGUCCGCCCCCUCUCACCCAAGGGAUAUUCUGAGCUCAUCUUCAAGGACGCCGCUGCUUCCAUCAGACGUACCGGCCAAGAAUUCCAGUACCAACUAGUUAUUCAACGUGCCUUCGAGGAAGGCGAAGAGGAGCUGGCCGAGGACGAGGACGAAGAAGCGAGUGAUAGCUUGGACAAAGACGAGAAGGUAUUCCUUCUCGACCAGGCUUUGCACUUUCGCUCCGAGGUCCGUGAAGGUGGUUCCAAGAUCUUGGCUUGGAGGGACCUCAGUGGCGACAUAGGUGACCUCUUCGAAUUUGUCUGCGAUCCUUCCGUGCCAUCGGACAAGGUCGCUACUUUUGAGCUGGCCGCCCUGCAGUGCCAGUACGAGCGGACGUAUCGACGCAGCGCGCAGAAGGCCACUCGCGAAGAGUUGCAGGAGUUUUCCUUCCAAGAAGAGAAGCCCAUCCCGUCUGCAAGCCCCAUCUCCUCACCCACAAAGUCCCGCGAUCACUCGAUCGAUUUUCCCGACGCAACAACCGCCAUGGCGAAGGACGUGGAAUACUCCAAGUCGAAGGGUUUUAUCAAGCCUGCCGCUUCUAAGGAUGAGUCUACUGUUGCCCCGCCCUCGGCGGCUCAACCGGAGGCGCGCGAGAUCCUGACCCGGGAAAAAGCCGAACUGCACCUUUUCGAUUUUCCCACCGGUACCUUUGUGCAGCAAGAUGCUCACGUGACCGCCACGGUCUCUGAAGUUGGCGACUGGCAGUACUGGCUGCAGAUUAGCGGCGAAGACAAGGAAUGGCUUGGGCAGGCAGUCGUCGCAGACAUUAAUCCCGUCUUCAACUUUGAGUACUUGUCAUUUAUCUUCAAUGCCUACAGUGAAGAUGGUUCGGCCUAUUCUUGGCUCCUGCGCUUCCAUGAUCAGGAGACGGAAGAGAGAUUUCAGGAGGGCCUCAUGCAGGCACUCUGGGAGCAGUUGAAUGAAAUGAAAUGGGCCAAGGUCAAAGAAAACGAGAAGGAGUAUGUUCUGGAUGCCUUCCAGGAUUUGACUAUGGAAGAUACGGAGGAGCAAGAAGCCGAGGCUGAGGUUGAAGAAGAGGAGUCUGAAGAGGAAGAUCAGGGUGACGGCCAGCGCAGCGAGCACUAUGAUUCGGAUGAAGAAGAAGACGAUGUGGUCACGCGUGAAGAUGAUGGCAAUGUCAACUCUCAAUUGGCCGUCGGCUACAAGCACGAUCGCUCGUUCGUGGUCCGUGGUUCUAAGAUUGGCGUCUUCAAGCACACUCCUAAUAACAACCUCGAAUUCUCAACCAACAUCUCCAAGGUUGAGACCCCUAAGGGCAAGCUCUUCAGCCCUAAGAAGGUCAUGCUCCACGCUGAGGAUUCGAACAUGAUCCUCCAGAAUGGCGAUGACCCGAACUCUCUCUACCGCAUGGACUUGGAGUACGGUAAGAUUGUGGACGAGUGGAAGGUGCAUGAUGACAUCCCUGUCCACACCUUUGCUCCCGAGAGUAAAUUCUCCCAAAUGACUUCCACACAAUCUUUCAUUGGUGCCUCAAAGAAUGCUCUCUUCCGCGUUGAUCCUCGUGUUGCCGGAAACAAGUUGGUGGAAUCUGAGCUGAAGCAGUACGCCAGUAAGAACGACUUUUCUUCGGUGGCUACCACGGAGAAGGGAUACAUUGCCGUUGCUUCCAACAAGGGUGACAUCCGCAUGUUUGACCGACUUGGUAUUAAUGCAAAGACUCAUAUCCCUGCCUUGGGUGAGCCCAUCAUCGGUCUGGAUGUGUCUGCCGACGGUCGCUGGGUUUUGGCUACGUGCCGCACCUACCUCCUGCUCAUCGACGCCCUGCAAAAGGACGGCAAGAACGAAGGCAAGCUGGGCUUCGAACGUUCUUUCGCCAAAGACUCCAAGCCCCAACCACGUCGUUUGGGUCUGCAACCCGCUCACGUCGCCCAGUUCCAGCAUGAGACUAAGAAACCAAUUGCCUUCACUCAGGCCCGCUUCAACACGGGUGUUGACUCGCAUGAGACAUCGAUUGUCACUGCCACUGGUCCCUUCAUCAUCACCUGGAGUUUGAAGAAGGUCAUUGCUGGCCGCAAGGACCCCUACACUAUCAAGCGGUACGGUGAAGAAGUUAUGGCAGAUAACUUCCGCUUCGGUUCAGACAAGAAUGUCAUUGUGGCGUUGCCCAACGAAGUCAACAUGGUUGCGAAGAAGAGCUUGCUGAAGCCGACGCGGGAGAGUAUCGCUGGUCCCUUGCCCAUGACUCCUAGGCGCCGUACCCAGUGGGGUAGUCGUCUGGGCCGGGAUGAUAUUGUGAACUCACCGUACUGAAAUUGAUUUGGUAGUUUUCUGUUUCAAUUUAUCGCACUGCAUACCCCUCUGUGUUACUGUGUUUUUAUUUUUGAGUCAACCCUUUACUUGGUGUGUCAAUUUUCCUGCUUUGCGCCACGAACUGUAAUGUCUGGCUGGAAUGUUCUGACGGUCAGAUUGGGUCUGGCGAAUGAUACGACGAUGAUACUUCCUCUAGGUAGCUCUAAGUAGUGGUAAUCAAAGUAUACGAAUUACGAGAUGACG